GCAGCGGCCGCAGCAUGGAGCCGUACACGGUCCCGGGAGCGCAGCUCUCCCUGUCCGACCUUUACUCCGUCAUCCCCUUCAAUGUCACCUUCCCGGACGAGGAGAGCGGCUUGAUGGGCGACAGGCUGCAGAACUACACCGAGCAGCAGGGUCCGGUGAGGAGCGCCGGGGGUAUAAUCAUAGCCAUAUCCAUCACGGCUCUCUACUCGGUCAUUUGCGUGGUGGGACUCCUGGGCAACGUCCUCGUCAUGUACGGGGUGACCCCUAGAUACACCAAGAUGAAGACAGCUACAAACAUCUACAUCUUCAACUUGGCUCUAGCUGACGCCUUGGCCACCAGCACGCUGCCCUUCCAGAGUGCCAAAUACCUCAUGAACACCUGGCCGUUUGGGGAAGUCCUGUGCAAGCUCAUUAUUGCCAUUGACUACUACAACAUGUUCACAAGCAUCUUCACCCUUACCAUGAUGAGUGUGGACCGCUACAUCGCCGUGUGCCACCCUGUCAGGGCGCUGGAGUUUAGGACGCCGGUCAAGGCUAAGAUGAUCAACGUGCUCAUCUGGGUUCUGUCCUCAGCGAUUGGGGUGCCCAUUAUGAUCAUGGCUGUGACCAAAGUGACGGAUAGUGGUAAAACCAUGUGCAUGCUGAAGUUCCCUGACCCUGACUGGUACUGGGACACAGUGACAAAGAUCUGCGUCUUCAUCUUUGCUUUUGUGGUUCCUGUGAUGGUCAUCACCAUAUGCUACGGCCUGAUGAUCCUGCGUCUGAGGAGUGUUCGUCUGCUCUCAGGCUCCAAGGAGAAAGACCGCAACAUGCGCCGCAUCACCCGCAUGGUCCUGGUCGUAGUGGCAGCCUUCAUCAUCUGCUGGACCCCCAUUCACAUCUUUAUCAUUGUGAAGACCAUGGUGGAGAUUGACACCAGGAACCCCUUUGUGAUAGCUAGCUGGCACCUGUGCAUCGCCUUGGGCUACACCAACAGCAGCCUCAACCCUGUCCUCUACGCAUUUUUGGAUGAAAAUUUCAAGCGAUGCUUCAGGGAUUUCUGCCUUCCCUGUCGAACCCGCGUGGAGCAGCACAGCCUCACCAGAGGCCGCAACACCACCAGGGAGCCGGUGUCCGUCUGUGCUCCAACAGAAGCGGGGAAGAAGCCGGCAUGACUAGGCAUGGACUGGGUCCCCCACAGCUCUC
This is a messenger RNA of Morone saxatilis (striped sea-bass), 1185 nucleotides long. RefSeq names its product opioid receptor, delta 1a (gene oprd1a). Lineage: Eukaryota; Metazoa; Chordata; Actinopteri; Moronidae. Gene Ontology annotation, cellular component: membrane; neuron projection. Gene Ontology annotation, biological process: G protein-coupled opioid receptor signaling pathway; neuropeptide signaling pathway. The record is from RefSeq and is a predicted model, not a curated record. Gene Ontology annotation, molecular function: G protein-coupled enkephalin receptor activity; neuropeptide binding. The transcript has 4 exons. The coding region runs from base 15 to 1154 and encodes 379 amino acids.